Molecule: messenger RNA, 2746 nt
Organism: Anopheles arabiensis
Lineage: Eukaryota; Metazoa; Arthropoda; Insecta; Diptera; Culicidae
Product: protein claret segregational
Exons: 3
Coding region: 201-2489 (762 amino acids)
Biological process (GO): microtubule-based movement
Molecular function (GO): microtubule binding; microtubule motor activity; ATP binding
Source: RefSeq, a predicted model, not a curated record
GCGCUUCUUUCAGUUGUCAGCGACGGUUUCAAAAACAAAUUCAGCAGCCAAACGAACGCACUGCGUCGCGGACGCAAAGGGUGAACGAAAAGUGUUCCAAAACAAAACAAAAAUUACCGUGAAAGCUUGCAAAAUAUCUCUUCCGUAACGAAAAAGCAGCUGCCAGAGAACGCGUAUCGGGUUGAACCAGCUGCCCCAGGAUGGACUCCAGAAUUCCCAAACCUUCGUUCCUGAAGAAACCUACCGGCCCGUUAAGCCUGCCGGGCAAUGCUCGUCUGCCGUUGACCAGAGACUUGCUCAACUUACCGUCCGCAAAUUCGACAAUGUUCGCCAAGAUGCGUAUGCCCUCGCCGGAUAAGAGAAGCGAGAGUGGCGCGAUGGUGAAUCGUGCCAAGCUGCGCCGCAGCCGCUCGGCCAUGGAUCUGAACAGGCCGGACUUUCAUCGGCCCAAGUACACGUCUACCCUGGCACCUGUAGCGUCACGGGCGGGCGGAAACAUCAAUGCCAGUACGGUCGCGAUGAUGGUGAGCAGCGAUUUGGUGAAACCGGUACAGACCAGCUCGAACGGGUCACGGGUGCACCAUCUGCGAAGGAGCCGCUCGGCCUGCGACAUUGCGAUGGCGUCGAACGUAUCUUGCUCUACAACUUCAUCGUCGGCGAGCGGGAUGUCAUCGCUGGCAGGGUUCAAGCGACAGCCGCUACCAGCUGCCCAUACAAACUCUCGCACUGCCGUGCCGCCGGCCAAGGUAUCCAAAAUGACCACCACGAGCACUACAAUGCCACCGAGAGGAGCGGCUGCAGUUUCCAAACCGGUGACACACAGGGCAGCCGUCGCUGCUUCAUCGGUUGCCACCGCUACGGCCAGAAAGGUUGCUCCGCCAAUCAAAAGCGCGGUAGGCGCUAAAGUGGGCAGCAGUGCAAAAUUAAACGGAUCGGACGCAUCGAAAACGAGCGGAGUAGGCGCAAAGACGGCAGCGAAAACGAUGAACAAGCGCAUCCCACCGUACGACUAUAAGGCCCGGUUUGCAAACCUUACCGAAAAGCACAAAGCGCUGAUGGAGAAGCACGAAAAGCUGCAGGAGGAACACGCCAGCCGGGAGUCGCUGCAGGAGCUGUACGACGAAUGCACCCGCGAGCUGGAACUGCUGAAAGCGGAACACGCACAGCUGAAGGCAGAGCUGGAAACGAUUCGUCAGUGCAACGAUGAGCUAAGCCAAACCAACCAAACGCUCUCGGCCUCCCUCGAUCGCACGGAGUCGGAAUUGAACAAGCUGCGGGAAAAGUACACCGUGACCGAUCGGGAAAAUGUGACCCUGCGCAUGCAGCUGAAGGAGCUCCAGGAGCGGGCCGCUUUCCUGGAGAAGGAAAACCUCACACUGCAGGAUGCGAACCAGCGCAACACGGAGCUGCUCUUUCACGCCAACAUCGAGCGGAAGGAUCUGCACAACAUGGUGAUGGAUCUGCGCGGUAACAUUCGCGUGUUUUGCCGUGUGCGGCCACCGCUCCCGUCGGAAGAGCACCGGAUCGAGUGUGGCUGGAAGUAUCUGGACGAGCAGUCGAUCGAGCUGAUCGCGAUGGACGGCAGCAACAAGCGGAUGGACUUUAGCUUCGAUCACGUGUUCCAUCCGCGCACGACGCAGCAGGACAUUUUCGAUAACGUUUCGCCGCUGAUACAGUCCGCACUGGACGGGUACAACGUGUGCAUCUUUGCGUACGGCCAAACCGGCAGUGGCAAGACGUACACGAUGGACGGUGUGCAGGACAGUUUGGGCGUCAUUCCCCGCACGGUUGAUCUGAUUUUCAACGCCGUCAAAGACUACAGACGCUUCGGAUGGGAGUAUGAGAUCCGUGUCACAUUCUUAGAAAUCUAUAAUGAAAUACUGUACGAUCUGCUCGACACUUCCGGCACGACGAAGGAUCUGGAAAUAAGGAUGGCAAACGCGAAAAACAAAACAGAAGUGUACGUUUCGAACAUCAUUGAAGAGACGGUGGACACGACAGCGCGACUGCACCAGCUAAUGAACAUUGCCAAGCUGAACCGGGCGACGGCCGCCACCGCCGGCAACGAACGCUCGUCCCGGUCGCACGCGGUCACGAAGAUAACGCUCAUCGGCACGCACCAGGAAAAGUGUGAAACGUGCAUCGGGUCGGUGAAUCUGGUCGAUUUGGCCGGCUCCGAAAGCCCGAAAACGAGCACACGCAUGGACGAGACGAAGAACAUCAACCGGUCGCUGAGCGAGCUGAGCAACGUGAUACUGGCGCUGGUGCAGCGGAACGAGCACAUACCGUACCGGAACUCGAAGCUGACGCACCUGCUGAUGCCGAGCCUGGGCGGCAACUCGAAAACGCUGAUGUUCGUGAACGUGGCCCCGUUUCAGGACUGCUUUACGGAGACGGUCAAGUCGCUCCGGUUUGCGUCGCAGGUGAACUCGUGCAAGCUGCAGAAGGUGAAGAAAAACAAGGUCCUGAGCGGUAACGGCGUCGUGUAAUCGCACAGUUUUUACUGCUUUUUUGGACCAUGGCGUGUUGGGUAACUGUAACUAUCGCCUCCCGGGUGUGUAAAACAAACAAAGGGAGGGAAUGCGCCAAACGGGAGAGCGAAUAUUAUUCAAAUUCUUUAAUUAAUGCCCAAUCUUUUACUAUUCAGCGACAAUCGUUGGUUAUGCGUUUAUUAUUACAAUUUAAAGCAAAAACGAAAGGCUAACACACCAGCGUACAAUAAAUUAACGUAUUUCCUUUUUAAGAA